This is a messenger RNA of Portunus trituberculatus (swimming crab), 8663 nucleotides long. RefSeq names its product protein espinas-like. Bases 2803 to 6387 code for a protein of 1194 amino acids. Gene Ontology annotation, molecular function: zinc ion binding. NCBI's taxonomy places the organism in Eukaryota, Metazoa, Arthropoda, Malacostraca, Decapoda, Portunidae. The record is from RefSeq and is a predicted model, not a curated record. The transcript is spliced from 7 exons.
CUGCGGGGACCUCUGUGAAGUAUCCAGCUCCUUCACAUCUCUCCUACCACCACGACCACCACAGCCACCACCACUACCGCCACGACAACCACCACCACGGCCAUCUCCUGGGACGUGUAUUCCCUUCUGACACCUGAGUCGCGUGUGACGUGUGAACGGCGGCGCUUCAACUCACUUGUGUGUGUUUGUGCGUGUUUGUGUUGUGUACUGGACGAAAGGCUACGCAACUAAUACGUCUGCGAUUAGUGUUAUUAUGAGUGUAACGGCGGCUGUGGAGUGCAAGAAUAGAUCACACACGUGGAAUCCUCAUGUUCGUCCUUAUUAAGUCUCACGUUGGUUCUCUGACAUAACUCUUCCUCGUCGCUGCUAGGUGGCCGGUGCGUCUGUUUGCGUUGGUGUGCUUGUAGUGCGCGGCAGUGAUAUACUGGUGUGCAGGGGGGAGGGACAAAUCACCGCGCGUCUCGCCACUACACCAGGAAUAACACCAACAGGUAGUGCGGCUUUGUUCUCGUAAGCUGACAAAACGCACGUGUCUGUAGUUAUGGCGAGUUUGUACAUCUAGUAAAGCUCUGGAGGACUGUUGCUUCCUUCUCCCGGUGAGGCGCCCCUCGCACUGCUGCGAAGAUGGGUGUCGGCCGGGCGCAGGACGGAGCCAGGGAGCAGGUGGCCAAACUCAAAUUUGGUACUGUUGUUGUCCUGGGCGGCGGCGGAGCAAGAGGAAGAGGAGGAGUAGAAAAGGAAAAUGGGGAAGAAGAGGAAGAGGAGGAAGACGAAGAAGAGGAAGAUAACGAUGUUUUAGUAUUGGGAGGAGGAGGACGCAGUGUAAUGAAGUGUGCCUCCCUUCCGUCUCUCCUUGACCGUCCUGUUCUCGCAACCUUCCUCCCGCCAGCCUCCCUCACAAGCACACAGGUACAGGUCGGAAGAGGAGGAGAGAGGAAAGAUAGAAAAGGAACAGAAGAAAGAGGAGGAGGAGAAACAAACCUGACAACCUUCACACAAACAAAAUCAGCGUUCGGCAAACCUCCACUCUGGCGGCGGCAGGCUCCCACGGACACCACGUCUGGGACCCACUCCCGCCCGUCCGCUACCACCAUCACCACCAUCACCACCACCACCUCAUCCUGCCUCAUGAGAGACUCCCCUCCAAACCCACGCCUCCAGCCAGAAACACUCACGCCCCUGCAAGCCCCGUCGAAGGUGCCUCUUGGUCACAGCCUCACAUCAGUACCACCAUCACCAAUGCCUCGCACACUUCCUCCUCUUCCUCUCUUGACGGUGACGUGAAGGGAAGGCUCGCGUGCUCACCCUGGUUCACACGACAGCUCGAGAGCCCUAGAGAAUCAGCACGAGGAGAAGAAGAAGAGGUGCCUGCCGGAGAGGGAGUGUGUGGGAAGAGGUGUUCGUUGCGGCGGGAAGGAAAGUCGACCACCACCACCACCACUGCAAUCACUAACGCUACCAACGCCAUCACCACGGUCACUACCACCACCACCACCACUACCUCAGUCCCCCUCACUUCUACACGGCUAAACAGGAGCCUCGAUAACCUACAUGUCGUGGCCACGUAUGUCAGCAGCUUCGAAGACUACAUGGCUAAACAACAGCAGCAGCAACAGGGGCAACAGUACCGCGCCCAAGACAGCCGGAGUAACGGUGUACUCGUCCCCUGCGGCACGAGAAGGCAAAAAAGUGUCUCUGCCAUGCCCAAGACGCGGCCGCCUGUCCCACCUAAGCCCCCGUGCCGCCUAAGCCACGGAAAGUCACCGCCUCGAACAACACAAGAAGAUUGAGGAGGAGGAGCGAGUGGCAGGAAGGCCAGGGGUGUGUGACUGACGAAGUAGUACAGCUGAGACAUGUUACGGUGGAACGGCAGAAAGUGAAGACUAGCGGCCCGGAACAGGAGAGAGAAGAGGAAGAGAAGGAGGAGGAGGAGGGGGAGGAAGAAGAGGAGGAGGAGGAAGAGAAAGAGAGGAAGAAGGACUGUGUUGUGGACUGUACACCGGAUGUGAUUCAAGUCAGUGGAAGUCUUGACAGGAGCAGCGACCCUCUUCGUUCUCCUCCUUCUCCUCCUUCUCCUCCUCCUUCCCCUCCACUUCCUCCUCCUCCUCCUUCCUCUGAAGUUCCUCUUUCUCCCUCCACAUCCUGCUUUUUUCCUCCACCCCCGUCACCUGAUCCACAACCUUCACAACCACUGUCUUCUCGUUCAUUAUCCUCCACUCCCCUCUCUUCCACGCACCCUCACCACCACCACCGCCACCACGACCCUCCACCACCAUCACCAUCGGCGGACCCUCCCACCACCACCACCUGCCGCCCCCCGCACCCCUGCAAUUCCAAGUCCGUCUCGGUGGGUGUGAGCAAGAUUGCCAAAUUAGGGCCAGCACCCAUUUUGGCGGGAACACCUGUCUCCUCAUUACCCGGGGCCCCGCGCGGCACAGCUGACUCGCCAGGGGAGGACGUGCCGGGGUCCCAAGUGGCUGGAUUCCUACGACAUCCUAGGGAGCAUAGGGUCGGGGAGGAAGGAGAGGAGAAGGAGGAGAAGGAGGAGAAGGAGAAGCAGGAAGGAGAGGAGUGUGAGUGUGAGGGUGAGGGAGGGUAGGCAGUGGCGUGUCCAGGGAGCCACACGUCACGCCUCAGCACCACCCGCCACCACUUCAGCGGCCGCGCGGCACCUCAGAGAAACUGGCCGUAAAUUACUCACGAAAACUCACUCACGAGACCCCGCCCCCGAGUGCCGCCAUCACCCACACCUUGCACGCCGCCACCCGCGACAACACCAGCGGCAACAUUGCUCCAGGCGACAUGCAAACGUUAACUGUUAUGGACCCGAAACGUUCCUCGCGGCGGUCGGGCAGGCGGGCGGCACUACUGUCCCGAAGCUCCGACAAUCUCCUUACCCAGGCACCAGCUACCCGGGACCCACUCAGCCGGAAAUCAUUCGGCUUUUCCCUGACGGACAUCACCAAAGACAGAACCAUUAGCUUCCCCAUAGGGCGCCGCCAGCCUAGUCCUACCAUUGCUGCCACCACAGGGAACUCCAAAAGGGAUAAGGAUGACGAGGACUCCCAAUAUGGAUUCGCGAGCUGGCCUGCAGGACAAGCGGUGGAUGCCUCGCCGCCUCAGCGUAGGACAGGACUCUCAGGAAUCCUUACCACACCGCACCUCGCACGCAAGGUCCCCGACAGAACAUUUAAGGAUUCUACCAUUGCUAUGCAGAAUAAUCCAAAGAAGGCUAACACACCGAACAGUGAUAAACCUCGUGAUGUCUGUAAGCCAUCCACAGCCACACCUACACCCGCCCUUGUGCCUUGGAAACCCCCGAGCUUCCAUCGCCCACUUGUGCCCAUCACAGUGCCACGGGUCAAGACUGGCACGCGCAGGUUGUCUUUCAGGAUAGCACCGCUGGACAUGCUUCAUGGCAACGAGGAGCAAGAGCAGGACAGGAAAGUGUGUCGAAACUGCAAGUGUUCGAGAGAGGAUCACUGUGGCGGUGAAAUGACCACCACCACUCCUACCACUACCACAGCCUCCACCACAGCCUCCACCACCACACCCUCUUCCACCACGGCCGCCACCACGCCAACUGCUCUGCCGCCACUGCCCCAUCUGGAGGCACACGCCCCGCCCAGGAAGGCUGCGGGCGUGCUGGGCGGCUUGGUAGUGGGAUCAGACCCGCAACGACACAGCCACAGCGAUGAUGACUCUGGCUGUGCCCUCGAGGAGUACACCUGGGUACCGCCUGGCCUCAAGCCCGAACAGGUACAUCUUUACUUCUCAGCGCUUGCGGAGGACAAAGUGCCUUACGUCAACUCAGUGGGCGAAAAGUACAGAAUACGACAACUCCUGCACCAGCUGCCUCCGCACGACAAUGAGGUCAGGUACUGCAACGGUCUUAGCGAUGAAGAGAAGAAAGAACUGCGUCUCUUCUCGGCGCAGCGCAAACGGGAGUCACUUGGUCGAGGUUCAGUCAAACAGCUACCAGUGAACCUCCAUUCCAGCAUGACCUGCGCUAACUGUGGCGAGGGUGUGGCUGGAGGCGACAUUGUGGUGGUGGCGGCGCGUGCUGGACCCAACGCGUGCUGGCACCCAGCGUGCUUCAACUGCCAUGUAUGUCGUGAACUGCUGGUGGAUCUCAUCUACUUCUGGAAGGACACCCACCUGUACUGUGGCAGACACCACGCCGAGACCCUCAAACCACGCUGCGCUGCCUGUGAUGAGAUAAUCUUAGCGGACGAGUGCACGGAGGCUGAGGGGCGUGCUUGGCAUAUGAAACAUUUCGCCUGCUUCGAGUGUGACAGACAAUUAGGUGGACAGCGUUACAUCAUGCGUGACGGGCGUCCCUUCUGCCUGCACUGCUUCGAUGCCAUGUUCGCCGAGUAUUGCGACACCUGUGGAGAUCCCAUUGGCGUUGACCAGGGUCAGAUGACCCACGAAGGCCAGCACUGGCACGCCACAGAAGCCUGUUUCUGUUGCCAUACAUGCCGCGCCUCGCUGCUAGGGCGGCCUUUUCUACCCCGCCGUGGUGCCAUCUUUUGUUCUAUUGCCUGUAGUAAGGGAGAACCGCCCACGCCCUCAGAUAGUACUGCUAACACUCCCGUGGCUCCAACUGCACCACCCCUGCGGCCCUCCGAUACAGGUCGACGGGCUUCUCUCAGCUACGACGCUUCAGAUUCUACUCUCACCUCGGCGACUUCACCCCACGGGGGAAGGGGUCCGCGGCCGCCGGGGCAGGACUCAUCCGACCUGAGUGACGGAGCUUCUCCGCAACCUACACGUCGUGCCACAGCACCGACACAAGCCUUGACACCAAAUGCCUCCAGUGGAUCCCGCUCUCCGCAGCCUCAUCGCCAGACCACUGCUUCCCCCAUUUCAGAACCCCCUGUUGGCACCCCAGAAUCCUCUGGACCGCGCUCUCCCCGCCUUAGCCGUCGAGCUUCCAGCGCCUCAGGUCCCACUGCACGCUUAACGCGUGAGGAUUCUUUUCAAGUAAGACCUCGUGGCCAGCCCGUGUCGAGGGAGCCCUCACUCUGUGGUCCUCACGGGGCACAACCUCCAGGUGUCCCUUCUCCAUCGAUUCCUGGUAGUCCUCGUUGUGCACCUCAUAGCGAUGUCUCGCCUCAUUCCCGAUCUGCCAGCGAGGGUGUGGCUUCUCCCGCAUCACCUCAUUCUCCCCGGCCCCCAAGACACCCUCUUGAGUCACCACGCGGCCUCUCUGAUCCUGGCUUAUCUCGUGUCCCCUCGGAGGUGAGUGGUUCACGUGCCGCCUCUGAGAUGGGUUCUCCUCGUCCAGGUCACCGUACGCUUUCGGCCAUGGGCAUUGGAGAGGAAGGACGUGGACCUCUAGUGCGCUCUCCUCGUAUGGGUCGCAAGGCUCUGCAGCACUCACCUCGCGGUGGCCGCAGGGCCGAAGCGGGCACAGUGUCCUCGUCCUGUCAAACAUCACCACCAUCGCCACCUGCCUCACCACCGCAGCAACCGGCCACAUCUACGCCCGCAAGCGACGGUGAGGCUGGACUUGACCGCCUAGUAUUAGAGCGGUCUCUAAGUCGCCUUUUGGCUCAGAGAGGAUUGACGCUGCUGCGGGAGGCGGCUGCGGGCGGACCGGGAGGUCUGGAGGCGCUACUGCAGACACCAGAGGAUCUGUCAGGGCCCGCACGUCGGCAGCCUCUCGACCUAUCAGCGCUGUCCGACCUUAACUUGGAGGCACUACUGGCGCCUGGGGAAGCCCCUGCUCACACUUCCAUGCCAGAUCUGAGUCAACAAGGUGAAUCAUCAGCCUCUUCGUCUCCUGCGAACACACCCACUCCCGGCCCGCCCAGGAAGAGCUCCCUUUCUUCCCGCCACAAGGAUCGACACAAUCGUUCAGUAAGAUUUGACCCUGCGCAGGUAGGAGGCGAUGCCCCCGCUCGUGCUUCUCACGAUGCCCAUGGUUCUUCUUCUUCUUCGUCUUCUUCGGGGUCGGCACCCACUGCCCUCGAGGUACCACCUGUGGAUGGAGCAGCAUGUCAACGUCGCGGACGACGACACAGAUCGCGCAGCUCUAAUGGCUUCCCACGCUCUCGUUCUUAUUCAGGCACUGCAGUAGACGAGGGUGGUUCCGGGAGUGCUGCGCCUCGGAAGGCUCCCUCAGCGCCCGGUCUGGAGGCUGCGCCUUGGGACACGGAAUCCGUCUGCUCUACUUGUUCCUCUUCCUCUUCAGACGAGUUCGAUUACGAGCUACCGCCGCGCCGUGCCUACGGUGGGGUGCGCAUCAGUUAUGUGCCCAACGACGCACUUGCUUAUGCGCGGCGCCAAGCGGGGCAGGCACAGGGAGGAGCGACAGGUCCCAGCUCUCCCUCACCCCGGCGCAGAGGUGGCGAUAAGGACAAAAACUGUAUUAUAUCUUGAUGACCUCCGCGCCCCAUCCCCUUCGCGGCCUUACCCUCUCCCACACAAACUCUUGGCCGCUGCCAAGUGCGCUUAGUGUGUAUGUGUGUGUAUGUGUGUGUGUGUCAAACUCCCCAAGCCUCUUGCCCCAGUCCCAUAAUUACUGUCUACCUCGCGGCCUGACGACGCUCUCCCUGAGAGAAUGUUCGCACAGGCCUCGCAUUGUCCCGCCUGCCUGACACAACAUUGACGAAAAUAAGUAACGUGUUCAAGGAAGCCGAAGAUAGUGCCAAGAAUAUUGUCUUCCAGGCCCAGUGUGUAUGUAGGCGUGUAUGAGCAUGAGUGUGUGUGUGCGGCGAAGGGCAGCUGCCAGCUCUCUCCUCACACUCAUCAUCGGCGUGUGUUACGGGUUGUCUAUAUCGUGAUUUGUGAUUUUCUGUUAAUGUUCAAGGUAUUCUUAUCGAUUUGCUCCACGAAGUAUUAAUGUAAAGUUUAUAAUCAUGUGACUUUUGUUGUACUAUACCUUCGUAGUCUCUUAAAAAUAGUUCAAGAAGUUUCAAUACUCAAACAUUAUCGUUUAAGCUAGGUUUAUUAUUAUUAUUAUUAUUAUUUUGUUUUUUUCAAUUUAUUUCCAUGUAUAUAAUGAAUAGAGCCAUUUUGUGCCUGGUGCUUGAAAUGUGUUGAACUUUCCAAGAUCUCCAGACCCUCUGGUGAGCGAGUGGCGAAACUCCUACCUUCAGACAGUAAACACCUCCCAGUUCAUUUACCGUUCUCCUUUUCGGCUUCAACUCUUCCAUUCCACCAAAGCAUUUCCCUGUCCCCUGGUCCACUGUCCUCGUACUGGCUAUAUCCAGCUCAUACAGUUCAAAAAUGUGUGGAGGUGAGUGUUGUGUGGCCGUGUACCUAUGUGUGUGUGAUAGCUGGUAUGUCAUGGUGAUGAAACUCAGCAGCACUAAUGUUCAGCCAUUGCUCACGGGUGGUGCAGUCUAGUUACAGUAAACAUUAUACAGUAACAAUCAGUGUGCCAACCUUAGAAAGCUAAAUUAAGAUGAGAAAUGGCUGGUUACUAUGUUACAAUCUGUUGGUAUCCUGUUGGGUGACAUUUUGUGAAUCGUUAUUGUAUAAGUCACCAGCAGAUGUGGAAUAACAAGCAUUUUUCAUUUAAGUUUCAUUCUAGCAAUGUCAGUCAGCCAUCUCAAGUGUGGGUGCAGGUGUGGGCUUACUGACAUCACAGGGACAUCUGUGUGUGUAUGUGUGUGUGUGUGUGUGUGUGUGUGUGUGUGUGUGUGUGUUUUAUCAGCUGCCCACCAAUUGUUCAGUAUUGUUUUUGAAAAGUUUGUGUACAGUUUGUAAAAUUUAUUGAUAAAUGACAUUUUUUUCUACUUCCCUUAUCUUGUUUAUAUAGUUGUGCCCUAUUCUGAUGGAACAGUUGUGAGGGAGCCUCUCUCUCUCUCUCUCUCUCUCUCUCUCUCUCUCUCUCUCUCUCUCUCUCUCUCUCUCUCUCUCUCUCUCUCUCUAGUGUUGUACAUUUAACUAAGCCCAUUAACUGAGAGAUAAAAGAGUAAGGUUAUAGCAUUACUACAUAAACUAGUAUAUCAAGAUUGUUGUCUUGGUACUAGUUAUAAGAAAAGCCACAUCUCUGAGACAGGGUUUCUUAUUUACAUUGUUGUGUACUAGCUUAACUUUUUUCUGUCUUGAUGAUAUUAUGACUGGAAUAUGGGAUAACCAAAAUUCACUUAGGCCUUGGUCAAGAACAUAACUGACACCAGAUAUGUGAACACAUUUUCAUGCAAGUUAUAUACCACCACUGUAAGGGAAAGAGCAAGUGAUAGAAGUAUGAAGGCUUUUCUCUCACAAAGAUACUCUACUAAAUAGUUUUCAUUGAACAUAAACGGUUAGUUCAGUACAGAGAGCAUCAGAAAUCUCUCGACCUUAGAGCUCAUGACUUUCUCACAAAGUUCCAUUAGCAUUUGGUAUUGACUGUAUUGUUUCUCUCCAUCUUUGAAAAUAAACCUGUAUAUUUACUGUAUUUAUUUGAUUAGUUGUACAUUAUAGCUAUGCUUUGCAGCUGUCUUUUUGUUUUGUGUUUCUUUCUGCAGCGUGUUGUUUAUAAAUGAAGAAAUUGAACAUAUUCCCUGUAAAUAAGCCAUGCUUGUAAUGGGUUAGUGGUUUGUAAAUACUACUACUACUACUACUACUACUACUACUACUACUACUACUACUACUACUACUACUGUUGCUGUUGCUGCUACUAUUGCUACCAAGAUAUGAUAAAAGAAAUAAUAUGUUCUCUGAUG